GCGGCGCGCCUGUCCGGAGCUCGGCGGCGGCGGCGGCGGCGCCGGAGGAGGCAGAGGCGGCGGCGGGCCCGGACGAGCGCCCGGAGGUGGCGGACGAGGCGCCGGGGGCCCCCAUGGGCGGGUGUGUGGGCGCCCAGCACGACUCCUCGGGCAGCCUCAACGAGAACUCGGAGGGCACCGGAGGUAGUCGCUUUAGGUCGUAACCAGCCUUUGAAAAAGGAGAAACCCAAAUGGAAAAGCGAUUAUCCCAUGACAGAUGGACAACUGCGCAGCAAGAGAGAUGAAUUUUGGGAUACUGCACCAGCUUUUGAAGGCCGUAAAGAGAUUUGGGAUGCCUUGAAGGCUGCAGCACAUGCUUUUGAAAGCAAUGAUCAUGAACUGGCACAGGCAAUCAUUGAUGGUGCGAACAUAACGUUACCACAUGGUGCACUUACAGAGUGCUAUGAUGAACUGGGGAAUAGGUAUCAGCUUCCAGUCUACUGCUUGGCACCACCAAUCAACAUGAUAGAGGAAAAGAGCGACAUAGAGACUCUGGAUAUUCCUGAGCCACCACCCAAUUCGGGGUAUGAAUCUCAGCUCCGUUUGCGCCUUUCCACCGGCAAGGACCUCAAACUUGUGGUCCGCAGCACAGACACAGUGUACCACAUGAAGAGGCGGCUACAUGCAGCAGAAGGAGUGGAACCGGGUAGUCAGCGGUGGUUCUUUUCUGGCAGACCUCUCACCGACAAAAUGAAGCUGGAAGAGCUGAAGAUCCCAAAGGACUAUGUUGUACAGGUUAUAAUGAGCCAACCUUUGCAAAACCCAACACCAGUUGAGAACUGAACUGGUCCUGUUGGCUGUCCCCAGAUCCCUCCUGCUCCUUUUUAUUGUUGUUGUUAUCAUUUCCUACUCUAUGGCGUGAAAUUUAUUUUCACUGCUCUGAAUUCCGUAUGAAUGGAUUUAGUUCUGAGGAAUUACCAGUGAAAACUUCCAUCUGUGAUGGAGACCAACGAAAAUAAUUAAUAAAACACAAAGAGCCAGCCUUUGAGA
This is a messenger RNA of Eubalaena glacialis (North Atlantic right whale), 1029 nucleotides long. RefSeq names its product ubiquitin domain containing 2 (gene UBTD2). Lineage: Eukaryota; Metazoa; Chordata; Mammalia; Artiodactyla; Balaenidae. Gene Ontology annotation, molecular function: protein binding. The coding region runs from base 250 to 822 and encodes 190 amino acids. The transcript has 3 exons. The record is from RefSeq and is a predicted model, not a curated record.